AUGGAUCUUCAGGAUCAGGGAUCAUUUGAAAACCUGCCUCUGCUGCUUCAACCGCUGUUGCCUCUGAUCCUGCUCAGCCUUAAGAUGGUCAGCACAGAGGGUUCUCCUGAGUCCUUGGAGCUGCUGGCCUCCCUCACCUCCAUGAACACCAGUGUGGACUGCAUGCCCCAGGGGCUGCACCCCGCCAUCCCUGCCCUGGGAACCCUUCUCCUGCUGGGCUGUGUCCUGCUGAACGGCAUGAGCUUCUGGGUGUUCUGCUUCCGCAUCAAACAGUGGGAUUCAGGCAUGAUCCUGCAGGUCAGCCUGGUCCUGGGAGAUGUCCUGAUCAUCCCUGUUGCUCCACUCAGGAUUUCCUACCUCAGCCUCGGCAAUCAGUGGCCAUUUGGGCAGUUUCUCUGCCAGCUGGAAUUCUUCCUGGACAGCAUCCACAUUUACAGCAGCAUCUAUUUCCUGACGCUCAUCUGCAUUCACCGAUACUUUGUCGUUGUACGAUACAAGAGCAAGUCCCUCUGGAAGAAGAAGAGCUUCUUGAGAAAGCUGUGCUUGUUCGUCUGGCUUGUCCUCAUUGUCCAAGGGCUGCCUUUCUUCUUUGUCCUCAAGACUUCAGCUAUCGAUGGCUCAGCAAAAUGCCUAAAUAUUCAUCAGUUAGAGUUGUCCUCUAUUUACUACUUCUACAACAUCAUUGUGGUUGUGCUCUCUUUCCUCCUGCCCUUUGCCGUUUCCUUGGCUUGCGGAGCUCUGCUGGGAGCUGCCAUUGCUAAAGUGGCAAAGAAAAGCUCCAGAGGCAAAAAGAUGAAGAGCAGGCCUCUGCAGAUGAUAACAGUGUCUCUGGUGAUUUUUGCUGUCUGCUUUGGUCCCCUGCACGUCUGCAGGACCAUUGGCAUCACUGUGAAGUACUACGGCAUGCCUUGCAAGCUCUUGCACCAAGUAGAAGUUGCCUACUACAUCAGCUGGGUGUUCACCAUGGCAAACACCUGUCUGGAUCCCCUGAUUUAUGUGUUUGCUAAUGAGAAGUUUAAGAGGAGCUUUGCUGACUCCUUUCGCAAACGCUGGGGCACCAAAGUGACUAUGAAAGGUCCAGUAGCCACCACAGACUUGCCCAGAGGAACCAGCCUGGUGGUCUUCUCCUUCCCCUCCUGCCCUAUGGAGAUGGGUGCCUGA
Chroicocephalus ridibundus (black-headed gull) is the source of this 1161-nucleotide messenger RNA. Its product is annotated as P2Y purinoceptor 4-like. Gene Ontology annotation, biological process: G protein-coupled receptor signaling pathway. Bases 1 to 1161 code for a protein of 386 amino acids. Gene Ontology annotation, cellular component: plasma membrane. The transcript has 3 exons. NCBI's taxonomy places the organism in Eukaryota, Metazoa, Chordata, Aves, Charadriiformes, Laridae. The record is from RefSeq and is a predicted model, not a curated record. Gene Ontology annotation, molecular function: G protein-coupled receptor activity.